CAGAAAGGGGGACGGAGGCUGGCUCUUCCUCAUUGCGAAGCUGGCUUUGACCUUUCUGAUGCAAGGAGUAGGUUUCCGAGAGGGCAUGAGACGUCCUUGUGGACUCUGGACACAUCGUGAGGGGACAAACGCAGUCCUCAAGGGAAGAAACAAUAUUUAAAAAAAAACAAACAGCGAGGGACUGGAGGAGGAGAUAUCAGAGUGCGAGAGAAAAUAGCCAAGAGCAUUUAUAUACAUAUAUAGAUAAACCUUCAGUCCUUCCGGACAAAAUCUGCAAAUAAAAGGCCUGAAGAUUAAGCAGUCACUCAGGGAAUGAGAGGAUGGAGGCUGAUGUUCACAACAGGAAGGUGCCUUGGGAGAUCAAUGGUUCCUUGGCCCCAGUUGACCUCCAGCGUGGUAACAGAUCGGAGAGCCCCACGCCCGGCCUUGUGGAAGGCACUGAGCCUGGUGCUGGACAGGAGAGUGCAAUGUUUAUCCACACAAGAUCUUAUGAAGAUCUAACCACAGAUGAUGAAGUGAAGGGGUGUCUGGACGGCACUAACAAGGCCGUCACCGAAGAAUCCCAGAUAGAAGAGAUCAGCAAAGAUUUCAACGAACUGAGCACACAACUGACUGGCAUCGCGAUGGACGUGAACAAGGAGAUGAGGGACAGCGAUGUGGAGGGAGAGGGGUCAUCUGGGAGGUCACGCAGAGAGUCCAUGCUCUCGGAGAAAGAGGAGGACAUAACAGCUGAGUCAUGGAGGCAGCACCGGAAACACAUCUUUGUCUUCAGUGACGCUGGGAAACCGAUUUAUUCCCGUUAUGGGACAGAGGAAUCUCUCUCCUCCAUAAUGGGGGUGAUGGUGGCACUUGUGUCCUUCAUUGAGGCAAGCAAAAAUGUGAUCAAAUCCAUCCAUGCAGAGGGCUACAAGGUGGUAUUUGUUCAUCGAAGCCCCCUGGUCCUUGUCGCUGUUGCUCGUACCCGCCAAUCAGAGCAGGAAGUGGCUAAAGAGCUUCUGUAUGUUUACUACCAGAUAAUUAGCCUGGUCACUUUAACCCAGCUCAACAGAAUCUUCGAGCAGAAGAAGAAUUAUGAUCUCCGCCGGCUGCUUUCAGGCUCUGAGAGGAUAACAGACCACCUCCUCAAUCUCAUGGACAAAGAUCCCAGCUUUUUAACCUGCGCGGUCCGAUGCCGGCCCUUGGCCUCGUCGGUGAGAGACACCAUCAGCAGCAGCCUACAGCAGGCCAAAGACAAAAGUCUCGUCUUCUCCAUUCUGGUUGCUCAGAACCAACUGGUUACGCUGGUGAGGAAAAAAGACCAAUUCCUGCACCCCAUCGACCUCCAUCUACUCUUCAACCUCAUCAGUGCCUCCACCUCCUUCCGAGAGGGAGAGGCCUGGACUCCCAUCUGUCUGCCCAAGUUCAACUCCAGCGGUUUCUUUCAUGCUCACAUCUCCUACCUCGAUCAGGUGAGCAGCCUGUGUUUGCUCCUCAUCUCCACCGAUCGCGAGCACUUCUUUACCAUCUCCAAUUGCAAGAGCAAAUUUCUGGAGCGCAUGAAGAGACGGAAUACCUUCCAGACGCUGCUCGAAGAGUUGCGGACUCCAUCCUACAGUGUUUCUCAAGUGGGCAUCCCAGACCUAAGGCACUUCAUCUACAAAUCAAGAAGCUCUGGUCUGUUCACGAGCCCAGAGAUCGAAGCUCCUUACGUAGCUGAGGAAGAACAGGAACGGCUGCUGGGAUUGUAUCAGUAUUUGUACAGCCGGGUCCACAACUCUGCAAGGCCUCUGAAGUACAUCUAUUAUGCGGGAGACCGGGAAAAUUUAUUGGCAUGGGUGACGAGUGGAUUUGAACUCUACAUGUGCUUCUCUCCUUUGUCAACCAAAGCUACUGCAGUAGGUGCCAUUAGCAAACUAAUGAAGUGGAUCAGGAAAGAAGAAGACAAGCUGUUCAUCCUCAACCCUGUGACGUACUGACAGAGGGCGUUGUGAUGGAGUGAUUCCCUCACCACUGACCAAAAACCCAAACUGACUGAGUGUGACAGCUUGCUCAUGGGGGACCUGGAAGGCUGAUGACCACUAAUGUUUGUCACAGAGCUUUCUUUCCAAACAGAUGAGGCGGUGAGAUGUAAGCCAUUUAUAUUACAAAAAAGAAACACUACAUCCGUUGCAAGUACUGCGCACCAAUUGGGUGUCACCACCAUUUUGGGUUUUAUCUUCCCCAUUCCUGCUCUCUUCCCCACCCCACCACCACCGCCCCCCCCGCCCACCCUGAAUCUCCAUCAUCAUAACUGGCCCUGCGUUAUGCAGCUACACCUGGAACUUUGCUGGUCUCUAGGGAUAAGAAACAAUCUGACAGGUCCCUCUGUACUCGUACAAUGUUGUUACAGCUCCACAUUAGUCCUGGCGCUUCACAGAUUACCUCUGAUAGUCAGCAAGGGGGCCCAGGGUUAUCAGAAAUACUUGCAACAUCCUGCACUGGCAUGAUUUCCACCUUUUUUUUUUUUAAACAAAAAAAUACCCGCCGAAGCUGCCACAAAAUCUGAGGUGAGCCUGGAGAAAAAUCCUAAUUGAUCUUUCCUAAGACAAACCCAGAGAUUGUGAGAGUGAGGCCGCGGAUGGUGGAAGCUGUGACUGUGGGAGAAUGCCACUUGGCCUCUCAAGCCCAUUCUAUCAAAGAUUUGUCUUUUAAGACGACAGCCUUUUUUUUAAAAUAAACCUAAAGUUAUCUUAAUAACCAAAAAUCUUUGGCUCCGCUGAUCAGGGACCAUUUGUAAUUGUGUCGAAUACCUUAAAGUGAACUUGUGUAAAUUCUAAUGUAUAACAAAUCGGUAUUGAAAAGGAAUAAUGAAACAAAAUGAUGAUUAUAGAGGGAAAAAAUAGAAGAUGUGAGCAUUCCUCAGACUGUUGCCACGUUUGGUGUAAAAUGUGUGAUGAACGUGGGAGGGUUUUUGUGGAUUAAAAUCGAUGAGAAUCCAGGAAGUGGCCAGAAGGGUUUGUGAUCCUUGCCUGGUGAUUUGCAUUCUGUGACCUAGGCAAUAUGAGGGAGGUCCACCUCAGUAAAUAACACAGCUAUGAUUUGUCCUGUCAGAACAACAACUUUCAUUCCUUAUAAGGACUUUAAUGUCAUUGAACAUCCUUUUACUGGAGCAUUAUCAAAUGUACUUUGACACCAGAUCUCACAAUGCCCCAAAUGAGGAGUUCCCCGGUAUCAUCCUAACAGGAAGACGGAGCGCAGAGAGGAUCGGGGAAAGAAUUCCAAAGCUCAGGCCCUUUGGUAACUGAGGGCACAGCCAGAAAAUAUGCAGCAAAUGAAAUGAAGUACCCAAGAGGCCAGCUUGGAGGAGUGUCCACUUCCUGGAGGGUUUUGGGGCUGCGGAAUGAGGCUCCGGAGGGAUUUGAGGUUAAGUGUGAGAGUUUCAAUGUGUGUUGAGAUGUUUAUGUUGCACUGAUUAUGUCACGGACACUGAGCAGAACCUUGGGUAUUCAGUGAGAUUUUCAGGUGCUUUUGCCAACACCCUCAGGACAGUGAUGCCCAAUGUCGGCCAUUGUCCUGAGAAAACCUCAAACGAGUCGAAUUGUCCUGGAAAUGAUGAACAUCAGGAAGAGCCUAACACAGACUCCAAAUGCUUAAGCUUUAUAGUUUUCAAGUGUGACUUACUGUUUAGAAUGUGAAUAGUCAGUGAAUUACUUUAAUGGCAGCUCGGUCUCGGAAAAUUGGCAGAAUUGAGGGUGAUGUGAGUUAUUUUAGAGUGUCAUUCCAUGUAUCACUGACUCCUGGUGCUUUGCCAUCUAAUGUUUUUAAAAAAAAACCCUCAGUGUUGCAACCUGCUGGAAGAGCAGAGCAGUGUGAAAAUAAUGUGUUACUUAAAGUUAACUGUAGACUUUGAUCAGACUGACAAACUUUGGAGCCAUACGGAUAUGCAAAUUAAGAUCAGGAGUAGGCCAUUUGGCCCAAAAUAACCAGCUCCACCAUUGAGUAAGAUUUUGGCCGAUCUGACUCUUCCACAUUCGUGCCCAGAACUGACAACAUUUCACCCCUUGCUUGUCAAGAAUUGAUCCACCUCUGACUUAAAGGUAUUCAAAAACUGUGCUUCUGUCACCUUUUGGGGGGGAAAACAAAAGUCCCAAGUACUCAUGGCCCUCUGUGAGGGGGAGAAAAAGGCCUCUCCUCAGCUCUCAUUUUGAAUGGACAGCCUCUUAUUUGUUAAACAGCGAUCCCUGGUUCUGGAUUUUCUCACAAGAGGAAACCUCUCCACGUUCACUGUCUGUCAAGAUCCGUCAAAAUCUUUAACAACAAAAACAGAAACUGCUGGAGAAACACAGCAAGUCAGGCAGCAUCUGUGGAGAAGAAUGUUUGUUUGUUUUGAGCCCUGAAUGAUGCUUAUUUUAGAGCUUGUAUAUCCCCUCUCUGUCUGUCUGUUUCUCUCUCUGUCUGUCUGUCUGUCUGUCUGUCUGUCUCAUUCGCUCUCUCUCUUUGUCUCGCUCGCUCUGUCUAGCUCUUUUUUCAUCGCAAAAAUAGAUGUUUCUUCACAAAAUUACUUGCAGAAAAGACACCUGGAGGUAGAGGGAGGAAUGUGGGAAUAUAAAAAGUGAUUUGACUUUUAAAAAAUGCACUAGGUCUUAAUGAUACAGGCUUUCAGUAUGUGCGUGUGUGUGUGUGUGUGUGUGUGAGAGAGAGUGAGAGAGGGAGAGAGAGAGAAAGAGAAAUAAAAGUAGAAAGAGAUUUUCCAACACAGUGAUAAUCUGUCGAGUGAGUUUCUCUGGCUGUAAACAGCCUGAUGUUUUCAUACACAGCGAAUGUUGCCAUCGAAACAGAUGAUAUUAUUUCUUACUAACAACUUACACAAUCCAGAGAACAUUUGUAAACGGCUUCAAGCUGCAGCACACCUUUGGACUUUGGAUGAUUAAAUAAAGAGUUGCUUUGUCACCUCACCUGAUUCUGACAAUCUAAAUGUAAUAUGUUGGAUUUGGUGGAUAGUUAUUUCUUGUCCUUUCAAAUGAGCUUGAUGACUAAACAGGGAAUAGUGAGACACCAAUUUAACAUUCCUUAGUGAUCGAGACACUGAUAUAACCAAUUACACAGCAUGUCUGGGAGAUUGGAUUUGAGAAUUGCUCAGUGGGGUGCUGUUAUCGUGUCAUGUUGAGAUGGCGGACACCUUGACUGCUCAUAUUAGUUUCAUCGUGACUGGGUAAAAGUCCCUGGGGAUGCUCGUUAUGUUCAGUGUUAAUUAUAUCUCCCUAAUGUGACAUUACUCUGCAAAUACAUUCCAGCCACGUGUUUGGUACGUGGGUACAUUUGCUGUAAAUGCCUCUACAUGAAACAACAUUACUGCUCCCUGUCCUCAGCACGAAUGUAUAAAACCUAAAGUCGCUUUAUUUGUCUCUCUGUCAGUGACCAUGGCAAUCUGAUGUACUCUUUACUCACCAAUAUGUCUUCUUUCAGUGCUUAAAUGAGAGUGAGCUGUUUAUCUCUUAAGCAUUGGUCUUACACACACACACACACACACACACACACACACACACACAUAGGGUGUGUGUGUGUGUUUUGAACAGUUCCUGUUUCCUAUUGCACCUUCUCUCUGUUCCCUCUUUUGUCUUUCAUUGUUAGUGCUUUUCCGAGGAUAAACUGUACAGACUUUGACAAUGAAAGCUCUCGGAUCUGAAACAUGGACUCAAUUUCUCUCUCCUCAGCUGCUGCCAGACCUGCUGAGUAUUUCCAGCUUUUAUUUUUUUCGCUCUUUGCUUCGCUCUGUGUCACCUUGUUGCAACAGGGAAUGCUAUUUUGUGCAGAAAUUGACCGAGUUUGGGACGUGAUCAGAUUACUGCCUGUGACGCGGUACGGCCAAAACUGUUCUGUUACAUGAUAAAGGCAUUGGCUUGGUUAGCUUUAUCAAACACAAAGUAGGCACAGGGCCAGAACCUCCUCUUGCCAGGGGGAGUCUUGUUGGUAGCCGAGAGGCUAUGCUGCUACCAUGCAAAACAUUCCCUUCCAGGCACCGAGUGUAGAGGUGAAAGCUUAGCCCAACAUAAAACACUGCACACAUACAAACCGUGCAGGUAGAGUGUGGCAGGCUUGGCACUAUUAGGUUACGUGUUGAGAUUUGACACCCUUGCAGUUUGACAAUAAAAUAGUCCACGUGUGCACACGUACAGCUCUAGGCUGCUGUGGUGGCAGGGAAAAGAUUUGGGCGGCACGGUGGCUCAGUGGUUAGCACUGCUGCCUCACAGCGCCAGGGUCCCAGGUUCAAUCCCACCCUCGGGCGACUGUCUGGGCACAGUUUGCACAUUCUCCCUGUGUCUGUGUGUGUUCCCUCCGGGUGCUCCAGUUUCCUCCCACAGACAAAGGUGUGCAGGUUAGGGGGAAUUGGCCAUGCUAAAUUGCCCAGAGCGUUCAGGGAUGUGCAGGUUAGGUGGAUUGGCCGUGGGGAAUGCAGGCUUAGAGGGACCAGGUGGGGGCUGGGUCCCUAUGGGAUGCUCUUUGGAGGGUUGGUGUGGAUUUGAUGGGCUGAACACCUGCUUCCACACUGUACUAUGAUUUAUCAGAAUGGUCCCUGGGAUGAGGGAUUAGCAUGGAGAAACUGGAGAUGUUCCCGGUUGAAGUAAAGGAGAUUAAUGGAAGUAUGCUUGGUUAGGGCAAGUUUAGAUUCAUGACCAAAAUAAAUGCUGUUCCCAUUAACUGAUGGGGAAACUGAUUCUGAAAGCUUGGGCAAGAGAUGGGGAAGAAGAAUUUUCUUUUUAAUGCAAUGAACAGGAAUGACCUGGAACUUGCUGCCCAUGAGGGGGAUGGAAGGGGCGAUAGUUAAUAAUGUCCAUGGGAACGUAGAUGGGAAAUAAACUUAAAGGGCCAAGAGGCAUUGACUGGGGGAAUGAGAACUCCAUGGAUGACCAACAUGGGCUUGAUGGUCCCAAUUGGCCUCUUUCUGUGCCUUUUAUGAUUCUAUAAAGUUUAACCACUUAGUUAUCCACUGCAAUAAGAGGCUUCUCGGCCUGAGGGUCUAUCAUAGACAAAAUAAAUUGUGAAAUGGACAGCUUUCUGCACAACCAUACCUUCAGCCAACAGUCAAAGUAAGAACAUACAAAUGUCAAAUUAGGAGCAGAAUUAGGCCAUUCAGCCCUUCAAGCUUACUCUGCCAUUCAGUAAGAUCAUGGCUGAUCUGUUUGUUUUGAAUUCCACUUUCCUAUCUACCCUUUGAGACCAGAUUUAAACACCUAGCUGUGGAGUGUUCUGGGAGCUGUUUCUACUGCAGGACCAUAGCAAGGCUUCCAUUGUAUUUCUGACCAAAUCAUGCUCUUCGAAUGGAUGUAUUACUGGCCCUCUGUUAGAACACCUCACGCCUCUCUCGGGCAAUCUUUGAUAUUAACACCACUGAGUAUAGCCUUGGAAAGCUUGUUUGUUGACACAAGCCUGGACACCAAUCAGGGACUGGGAAAUAGAUGUGGAAUCCCAGUUCUCUUUUUGAAGGAUCUAGUGAGGCUUUCAAGCUCGCUAACCAGCAAAAAGCGUCACUUGUCACUGGCAUAUAGUAAUAUCUUUACCUGCUGGUUACUUGUCAAAAAAACCCCCACCAAUUCUCAACAAUAGAAAUGGGUGGGAGGAACCAAAAAUUCUCCAUAGUGUGUGCAGUGGACUGUGGAUAAACCUUUGUCAGACCAAUUGUUAAAAUGAAUUGUAGCAAUCUUGUUCUUUUUGCUUGGGGCAUGCAAUGGUUUGCUAUUAUUUCUCAAAUGCUUUAACAGAGAGAGAGAGAUCAUUCUCCUAGAUUUAUCUUGGUGCUGCAAGGCUGGAGUUUGAGGAGGUGGACAUGAAUUCUCCUGAAUGUAAUGAAACGGUUAAUGUAAAUCUGAUCUGUGUCUGGAGAUAGUGCUCCAGUUUCACAGCUCUCUUCUGUCCCCUGGUGUGCUUAACUAGCCUUACAGUGUCAUUGUCAAGGCUGCCACCUCUAAAUCUAUAAAACAAUGAAGGCCUACCCACAGCAUUUAACACUGUUUGUAAGGCACUAUGUUCUUACCUAAGAAUUAAAAAUUCGUUGGUGCCACAUUAACUUUCAAUUACAAAUGUUGAGGAUUCAGUAGUAGAUUACUCCUCAGGGAGAGUGACUGGCUGAGUUAAAGGACCAGAAUUUUACUCACAGAUUAUUAACAUUGUAUUAAUAUACAUGAUAUAAUUAUACAUGUGUUUUCUAGAGUCUUAAUUAAUCUAAAAUGUUACAAGAACUGGAAGGAAUUUAAUAUUCUUUGCAUUGUGUCUGUUUCUGGAGGAUGACUGGAGAAAUGCUCUCUAGUGGAAAUAGGGGACAUGUUGAAAUGCCAAUGCACUGUAAUUAAGGAAGAUGCAAAUAUGUUUAUUGUUUGGUUUGAAUUUUUACAAUUACUAUUUCAAUUAAAUAUGUGAAAAAGAUUUGUACCCUAAUUAAACAAUUGCAAGAAAGAAA
Rhincodon typus (whale shark) is the source of this 8413-nucleotide messenger RNA. RefSeq names its product MON1 secretory trafficking family member A (gene mon1a). Lineage: Eukaryota; Metazoa; Chordata; Chondrichthyes; Orectolobiformes; Rhincodontidae. Gene Ontology annotation, biological process: vesicle-mediated transport; protein targeting to vacuole. The transcript has 6 exons. The coding region runs from base 321 to 1955 and encodes 544 amino acids. The record is from RefSeq and is a predicted model, not a curated record.